UUAUUGUGUAGCAUUAAAUUAAUUUUUUUUAAAAAUAACAGUUUAGUUCGUACUCCGGAAAACUUAACCAUGGAGGAAGAUUUUCUUGCGCCGGGGGGCAAAAGUAUUGCGGAAUUCGCAACGUAUGAGGACUUCCUGUCCUCCCAGGUGACAAAGAUGGACUUGGAUUACGUGGAUGACAUCCACAUCGCGAGGAAGCUGGUGGAGCUGGGCUACCGUGGUGCCAGAGAGGGCUUCUCAGAGGAGGAGUUCAAUGCCAUGAAAGCCGCCAUAGAAGUCCGCAGGGCCAUUUUUAACGUGAAAACCCUCCUGAGUGCGGGAGUGGAGUAUGAGAGCGCCAUGCUGAGGGCUAUGCAGAUGAGAGAGGAGGGCAACAGGACGGGGAAAAGUGCCUCCAUAUUUUUUAUUCGCGACCGCAACGAAAAAGGCCAGGAGAUCUCUGGCUACAUUGACUACUCCCACCGACUGGCCACUGAAGACUUCCGUCCCAUCUUCAACCUGGAGAAACGUUUUCUGCCCCAGAAGACUGACCUGAGUUUUUUUAACUGGGACACAAUGAACGUCGGCAGUCGGAGCUCGCCUAACUAUGAGGUAAUCGCCAAAAGCCCCAACGGGAUGGUAUUCCGCAACAAACGUGAUGGUAAAAUCGUCAACCCUGACCCGACCCUCAACACCCCCGGGGACAACUCGUCCCGUACCAUAGUGCGGGCCUCCGACUACAUCAGCGUGGUGGUGUUCGACCAUUACAACCGGCGGAAGUUGUAAUCUUGUCGUCAUCAACCCUUGAUGCACAGAGGGUGACGAGGCGCAUGCGCGAGACAGCAACAUAUGACGACAUCUUUGAAUUGAUCUUUUUACAUGCACAAACAGUGUUUUAAUAUUUCUUUUUACUUUUUUUUUUACAUUUGACGCAUAUUUUACCUAA
Messenger RNA from Physella acuta, 925 nucleotides. RefSeq names its product cilia- and flagella-associated protein 299. NCBI's taxonomy places the organism in Eukaryota, Metazoa, Mollusca, Gastropoda, Physidae. The record is from RefSeq and is a predicted model, not a curated record.